AUGGAGAACGGAAAGCUCGCCAUCUCCUUCCUCCUUUUCUCCACCCUCCUCUCUCUCUUCCACCCCUUCGCCGCAGCGGAGCCGUCGAAGAACAUCUCAGCCGUCUUCGCCUUCGGCGACUCCACGCUGGACGCCGGCAACAACAACGACCUCCCGACCCUCGUCCGAGCGGACCAUCCACCCUACGGCCGUGACUUCCCAAGCCGAGUCCCCACCGGGAGGUUCACCAACGGCAAGCUCAUCACCGACUUCCUGGUGUCCGCCUUAGGCCUCAGGGAUGUCCUCCCAACUCACUCCGACCGCAGUCUCACCAUGGCCAACCUAACCACCGGCGCUAGCUUCGCCUCGGGGGGUUCUGGAUUGGAUGACCUCACCGCGACCACGUCAAGCGUGACAACCAUCGGGAGACAGGUAGCAAACUUUGAAGCCUACAUCUGGAGGCUGCACGCAGCAUUAGGGAACGACGAGGCAAGUAGGAUAAUAAGGGAUGCAAUGUUUGUUAUUGGUGCUGGAUCUAAUGACAUGAUCAUGAACUACUACAUGCUUCCAGCCAGAAGAAUGACCUUCACUACUGUCUCUAGUUACCAUACGUUCCUCCUUUCUCAGCUUCGGAAACUUGUUUCGUAUAUUUGUUUAACUAAUAGAAAUUUAAUGCAGCAAUUAUACAGCGUGGGUGCAAGAAAAUUCGCAAUAGCAGGCCUUCCACCGCUUGGAUGCCUUCCGUUACAAGUAACUUUGGAAACCAUGCGAUCAAGUCCGCCCACACUACAACGCACUUGCAUCAACCAACAGAACAUCGAUUCCAUGGCAUACAACGCAUUGCUCCAAGCCAGCAUCCGCACUUGGAACAAUACACUACCCAACUCUAAGUUUGUCUACGUGGACAUAUACAAUCCAUUGAUGGACAUGGUCACACAUCCUCUGAAAUAUGGUAGGAUUGCAAGCUAA
Messenger RNA from Phoenix dactylifera (date palm), 948 nucleotides. The record is from RefSeq and is a predicted model, not a curated record. NCBI's taxonomy places the organism in Eukaryota, Viridiplantae, Streptophyta, Magnoliopsida, Arecales, Arecaceae.